Molecule: messenger RNA, 3594 nt
Organism: Didymodactylos carnosus
Lineage: Eukaryota; Metazoa; Rotifera; Eurotatoria; Philodinida; Philodinidae
Source: the annotation of a GenBank genome assembly
AUGGGUAAUGGUUGUUGUGGCUUAUGUAACAAGAAAGCUAUCGAAGCUCAAGUAGCUGUUCUACAAACACAAAAUGUUGAAGAAAAAGAAACUCCGUUUGGUUAUGUUUUUAUCUAUCCUGGCGUUCAAACAUCAAAUAAAACCUAUACAUGUCCCGUACUUUCGAUUCAUACAUAUAGGGAAUCACUUCGAAAAACUGAAAUCGGGUAUGAACAAACAACAUAUUUCACUGAUAAAAAGAAACGUGAACAAUUGGGUCCGGUUAGCACAUCAAAAGAAGAAAGUUUGUCGGCCGAUGAAGCGGUCAUCAUUAUUCCCGUUGAAGAUAUAUUCAGUAUCAGUUAUACUUCGGAAAUAAAAAAGCAUGUUAAAGCACAAGAUCAUUCUCGAUUAGUUCCCGUUGCUGCUAAGAAAAGUUGUUGUGACGCGUUCCGAUGUUGUUGUUGUAAAAAGAAAAAAAUUCAACCGAUUCGCGAAAAUACAAUUAUUGAAGCAAAAGAUGCUCGACGGGAGAUUACCAUCCACAUUGAAUAUUCGAAAUAUAGUAACCUAGAUUCAGCCUCAAAUGCUCGUCUUCUAUCGUCAGUAGAUCAGGUUGCUUUCUACCAGUGUCGAUUUACAUCGGAUACAACAUUAAAAUUUUAUUUAAUUAAUAAUACGGAAUUUGAACAAGCAAAUUUUAAUCGAAAGAAAGACCAGGCCGAAAGUCUCUGUCGUACGAUAAUGCAACUAAAAGCAAUGAGAGUCAAUAAUUAUCCAGAUCCGGAGGAAUUACAAAAAAUAAUUCACCAGCCAAUUUCGGAAGUAUUUGGUGAUCCACUAGCAGAACGUGUUCAUUCGAUUAGAACACAAAAAGAAUUUGGAACACAUGGCGAGCCUUCAGUUACAACAGAGACUUUCACGGCCUUUACAGUAAGACCAGAUAAUGAAUAAAAAAAUUAAAAAUACAGAUAAUAAUCAUUUCGUGACUGACUGCCUUCUCUGUAACAGAUAAUUUAAAGUUCACUUGGUACAAAUAAAGCUUGAUAUUUCGAGUUUGACUCAGCAAAAAGGAUCUCGGCUGUAAAAUCACAUAAAAACACAUGCCUUAUAAUAUCGGUUCACAGUGUGCAUCCAGGCGAGCUUUUGGUGAAAAAACGAAAGUCACCUUUUCCAAGUUUUGAGUAGCGGGUCACACACUUCAGCAUACGGUCUAUCUUUUGCCAUUGACAUUCUUUUCAAGCUGCCACACUUAGCGGGAAAAUUGCUAAGAGAAAAUUUGGCCGAAAACAAUGGUGUUGUUGGAAACUGGAUUUAUACGCAAAACCAAGUUAAGAGUGAAGACAAACAAACAUAUAUUCAGAAUCUAUAUCGAGUUCUCUACCGAUUGCUAAAAAAAUUUCUGAUUUUGUAUUUUCAAAGCUGUGGAAUAUAACAAUACAUUUUUCUAGUUAGUUUUCCGAAGAGGCGUAUUCAGUAAAGCGCGUGUGCGAGGAAGAGCGAAACUCCAAUUUGAAUAAAACUUUAACUAAAUGUUUUUCUGUAUACUAGCUGCUAACACAGUCAGCACAAUUCAGCACAAAUACUCCUGUGCCCAGUUAUGGGUUUUUCCCAAACCCUUGAUUUUUCAAGUAUUUCCUAUUUUUCUCGGGCUAAAAUGUUUCAAAAUUUGAUAAAAAGAGCGUUUUCGGCAUCAGCGAAAAACCCACAUCGACUGAUGUACAAUAAGAGAGGUUUGGAUCCAAAAAUGACAGAUUUUACAAAAUCCUGCGGUGGAAGACAUUGUUCACGAAGUUUCUACUGCAGAUUCGGACAUCAGUUGUAACAUCAGGCUGAAGCCUAUAAAAUAUUUCAAACAGGUUUUCGAGUGUGGUUAUUCCAGUGGCACUGCUUUCAAAGUCCAAAAACGGUUUUUAAGAGGAUUUACAGAGGUCGAAUCUCUUGAAAAUCUUUUAAACUGUAUGCUUUUCAGCACUUUCACCAUCAUUCGGCGUGUCUGGGAAUUCAGAUUGGGCGCUGCUAUCGUCAUCGGACGUCUCAGACAGCCUCAUCUAAAGAAGCAUAUGAAAGCAGUUGGAGAGUCCAAUUGAUACAAGUAUGUGGGUAUCAUGCAUUUGAAUGCAUUGAAAAGGACCCACAAAAAUCUUUAGAACAAUGAAGUCUCAUGAGGGAAUUAAUUUUCAACAAGAUAGCAAAGUUUUAAAACAUGGUCAUUUUAGAAGUGUUACCACGUACUUUUAUAGUAAUUUUCUUAGGAUGCAUUAUGCUGACAAUUUCGUUUUUUUGGAGACAGCUUCGAGUCUCAUAUGUUAGCAAAAAUAAUUUAAAAUAGAGCCCAAAUAUUCCCAUCAGCCAGGACUAUUUGCCACUACGUUGUCCUUGCGUCAUUAUUAUAGCAAGAGAAGGGAACUAAAUGAAGAAGAUAUUUGUCGUUGCUUCUGCAUUACUGUUCCAUCAUUACUAGUGUAACGAACAAAACGAUCCUAUCAACUUUCCAGCUAUCUACCGUUAUCAAUGUUGUAUCUUUUGCGCGCAUACUCAAUUGAAAUAUUUCUGUGAAAUAGAAUGAAAACUACUGACGAGUGAGUGUAAAGUUGACCGAAUAUAACUUUUAAAGCCAUAAAUAUGUAAUACACGGUUACUAUCUGUGUGCGUAUUUUUUGGAACUAAUGUCCACACCAUAAAAUCUGAUAAUUUCUCAUUGCGGUUCAUCGAUUUCGUUCUCAUGUCAAUCGGUCAAGUUUGUGUCAGCUACCCUAACUAGUUUAAAUAUGUUGUGUUUAAAACAAAUUUCAUUGAAGAGAGAAGGGCGCAAGUUGCAAAUCGCUUUUCGAUGAAACUAGGUGGACUACAAGUAAUUGAUGACGCUGAUGCCAGAUAUGAACGUCGAAGUUGCUCUUAGGCUUUUGUUAACCGGUUUUCUUAAAACUGAAUCUUCGGAAAACCAGGGAUCAAAUCCAGAAAAUUUUUCUGAAUCGGCCAUUUUGUUGCGGACACAAACCUGUCUGUGUUCCAUAAGUUUUAGUUUACUGUCCAUAAACUUUUGACCAGUACUGUAUAAACGAAUUUCGUGCUCAUAAUAAUAAAUUUCCACUCAUUUGCGCCGAAUAUAUCGUUCAAAUACCCUCGAGCUAUCAGAAUUUUGUUUAACAAACGUAAACAGUAGAUUUUUGGUUGUUCCUGGAUUAUUUUAAAGUUAUCUAUUCAUAUUAUUUUAUCAUUAAAAGCAUCUGGUCAUAAAUGGAUCAACCUAAAAAAUCUACAAUUUUAGCUUCUUUCAUUUUAUUACUUUGAUCUAUCAGAAAGCAUCGACCACAACACACAUGUUCGUUAAAUAUAUUGAUAAUCAUAUAUAAAUCAUGGAGUUUGAUAAAAGUGAUCUUGUUUCUGAGUAAGAAAGAAAUUUAUUGUGCUUAUUAUUGCAUUUUUGUUGGGAAUUCUUUGAUGAUCACUCGUCUAGCAUAUCUAUUUAAUACUCUGUUUUCCCAGUCAUAUCAAAAUUUGAUGAUUUUUUUCUAGAGAAGCGGUAUUUGAGAUUUUUACAUAUUCGGAAUCAGCGCGAUGAGUUACGUUGUACGGCGCAAAGAUCUCGUCGGGGUACACGCAAAAAUGGGG